Molecule: messenger RNA, 3869 nt
Organism: Platichthys flesus (European flounder)
Lineage: Eukaryota; Metazoa; Chordata; Actinopteri; Pleuronectiformes; Pleuronectidae
Gene: znf346
Product: zinc finger protein 346
Exons: 7
Coding region: 40-1098 (352 amino acids)
Molecular function (GO): nucleic acid binding; zinc ion binding
Source: RefSeq, a predicted model, not a curated record
CAUGCUCAGUGGUCCGCCGCUGGCUUGCGUGUAGAUGUUAUGGCCGUCGCGAUGCAGACGGGGGACGCUCCUCACUUCCCUGCGGGUCUGGCGGAGGUGAAUAAGAUGAUAAUCGAGCACGGGGACCUGUUUUCUGACUCCCAGUGCAAAGUCUGCAGCGCUGUCCUCAAUUCCCAGUCUCAGAAGUUGACUCAUUAUCAGAGCAAGAAACAUGCCAACAGAGUGCGACGUUAUCUUUCCACCACAAACGGAGAGGAGCAAGUGAAUAAAAAGUUAAAGACGUCAUCUGAAAGUGAGGCCUGUAACAAUGGAGAUCGCUAUAAGGUGUGUCAUAUAUGUAACAUGACAUUCUCUGCUCCUGUGGUGGCCGAGUCUCACUACAACGGCAAAACUCACGCUAAGAACCUGAGGCUGAAGGCGGUCGGUCCCCACCCCCCAGCAGUCGCCUUCCAAACUGCACCAACGGUUCAGCCCAAGAAGAAACCUGCAGAAGAUGUGAUCGCUGUGGCUGCGACGAGCGGCGGCGGCGGCAACAACAACAACAAUGACAACAACAACGACAGCAACCCAGACCGCUUUUGCUCCAUCUGCCAAGCCUCCUUCAACAACCCACUCAUGGCCCAGCAGCACUACGUGGGCAAGAAGCAUCGAAAGCAGAUGACCAAGCUCAAACUGAUGGAGACGUACGGUCCCUCCACGGCACCAGGUUCCACACUAAAGGGCUACCCAUGUGCCGUCUGCAAGAUUGAACUAAACUCGGUGGAGCAGUACCAGUCUCAUAUCAGUGGUUCAAAACAUAAGAACCAAAUAAAGAAGUCAGGCCAGAGCACUGCAGAAACACUACCAGCAGAAGAAGAAUCGCACGGAGGGAACAACCAGGUCGCCAGCGGAGACGGAGACCAAUACAAGGCCGAAGAUGACCAGUUUGCCCCCGUGGACGACCAGCUUGCAGCUGGAAAUGACCAGUAUGCCCCUGGAAAUGACCAGUACGUUGCUGGAGAUGACCAUUACGCUUACGGGGAUGACCAGAACACGGGUGAAGUAAACAAGUACACCCCUGAGGACACGCUGUACUCAGAGGAAUGCCAGUUCUCCUAAGGCUGGACUGGGUCAUGGCGGCUGAGGUUUCAGUCAGGACUUGGAAUGACACACAGCAACCAGCCCCUUUAACACAUUAACCAACCCUCACCAUCCACCGACCUCCAGCUCCAGUCUAUUCCCAGUAGGUGGGUUAUGGGAGAGUCAUCUAAAGCGUGGGUUUGAUUCGUGGAAUUACCCUGUGGUUUAAAGCCUUUUUGCGUUCUCAGCUGGAACGGCUGAAUAUUUCUAUUGUUAGUUAGUUUUCUCAUAUUGAAAAAAGUUGGUGUUGCAGUGAUGGUAAGAGGUUACACCCUUCACCAUGUGAUAAUGGGCUUAGAUGUAGAUCCACCUACGGUCACAAUGAAGAAUGUUUCUGAGGGUUCAUCUGAGCCUCUCUUUGAAAAUAAUAUACUGACUGAAACACACUCUGCAUAUGUACCCUAUGGCUGAGUUUCAUCAGAAAUAUGUCAAUACUGAUGCUGUUUUUAUGUUAAGUACUUCAGUGCUGCUGUCAGACACAUUUCAGGUGAGGUUUAAAACUCAGCCAUGGUGUGCAUAUACACAGUGCCUAUCAAAAGUAUUCCCCCCGACCCCCCCUGGAUGUUUCAUCCUUUUGUUGCUUUUAUACAUGAAAUCAUGGUCAAUAUAAUUCCUUCCUUCAUGGCAACUUGAAAACAGAUUUAUACAAACUGUCAGUUAAAACUGUAUAGUGUCAAAUAAGUGGUGGCAUAAAUACCCCCCCCCCCCCCCGCCCCCCUCCUGGACACCCAACUCUGAAGGAGUUCAAAGCUUCAGUGGCUCAGAUGGGAGAGGCCGUACAUACAGCAACUGUCGCCCGGGUUCUUCACCAGUGGAAGCUGUAUGGGAGAGUGGCUAAGAGAACGCCACCGUUGAAAAAAGCUCACAGGAAAUCCGGCUUGGAAUUCACCCAAAGCCAUGGUCAAUUGGAAGAAGGUUCUUUGGUCUGAUGAGACAAAAAUGGACCUUUGUGGCCAUCAGAGUGGACUUCUCAGCAGCAGGCCCUGGAGGGCUUGUAAAGUACGAGGGGAACAUGAAGGCAGAAAGAUAAAUCCUGGAGGAUAAUGUGACUCACUCUGCAAGAGAACUACGACUUGGGAGAAGAUUUAUUUUCCAGCAAGACAAUGGUCCCAAGUUUACAGCAGAGGCUACACAGAAACGGUUCAAAGACAACAAGGUGAAUGUUAUGGAGUGGCCAAGUCAAAGCCCAGAUCUCAACCCAAUCAAGAAUUUGUGGCUGGACUUGAAAACAGCUGUUCACGCCCGAUCCCCGAGCAACCUGACUUAUGCAGGAAAGAAUGGAGAAAAUUUUACUGGCCAGUUGUGCCAGCCUGAUUGUCUAAAAAGCCAAAUUAUAUUGACCAUGAUUUCAUGUAUAAAAGCAACAAAAGUGUUAAACAGCCAAGGGGGCUGAAUACUCUUAUAGGCAGUGUGUGUAUAUAUAUACUAUACAUAUUAUAUAUACAUAUGUAUAUUAUAUAUAGAUAUAAUAUACAUAUGUAUGACACUAGGAAGGCUAACUGCAUUUAUUGAACUUGACUUAAAGUUUGGCUUGAUGCAUUAGUCACAUACAUCGAUGUAAUUUAAUUGUUCAGUGUUUACUAACAUCUAAUCAGCACUAACAUAUUACAUUUCAAGGUUAGUACAGUUGGUUUACAUCUCCAGUGAAUGGAUUUGAACUAUCACCUCAGUUUCACUAUUUCUGGCACUGAAGAUGGACGUGAAGUCAAAAGCCAGAUCAGUCACUGUAGCAGGUGUGAUAAUGUCAUUGCUGCCUACACAUGGAAAAACUUUCUACGGCUUUCUGUCAAGAUAUGUGUUACCAAUCCUUCUUCUAAAGGCCAAGAAAAGUUUCUGUUUUUAUAGAUUUUUCUUAUUGCAUUUUUUUUAUUGUUUGUUGUAAAUCACUUAGUCACACAUGGUUGUUUAAUUAGGUAUCUAUAAUGUGUCAAUCUAGACGAGGCUGAUUCUUCUCUGGAGGUCCAGAACUCCCCUCAGUUUAACCGUUUUUAUUAUUUGUUGCUUCUUAUUGUUGUUUUUUAAUUCUGUGGGUAAAAAGUUGGUUAUUUUUCUGCUCACCAGAAUUAAUUGUGAGAAAUCUUUAUUUCAUCUACUUAAAGAUUCAGAUGUCAGUGGAACGGUUUCAGGCCGGAUCCCACUAAGCUGCUAGAACCUAAAUUUCAUCCUCUACGGCAUCAAAAAGCAGCAAAUGAUUGUCAAAAGUGAAAAACUAUUUUCAGAGGUUAAUGUAAUUUUUUUUAAACAUAUUGAAUUUUCAGGCAUCUGGACAGUUUAAGUUAGAAAGUGGAGAGUAAAGGGAUAUUUUUGAAGAAUUUUAACAGAAGCCUCCCAUUUCAAACACAGUGGACAUAUAAUAGUUCUGGGUUCAUGCUAAUAUCAGCUGUUUUACACUGUUUGAGUUAGAUUCUUGGUUUUCUGAAGUGUAUAAGAUUUUUAAACACUUACCCCCCCCCCCCCCCCCCAAGUGAUGUCAACAUAACAAGAGCUGCUUUCUGUUUCAAAUCGGUUUGUCCUCAUGAAAUGACGAUUGUUUUCGUAUUGAAUGUUUUGAGCGCUCAUGUGUAAGGAUUAAAUUUAUAUCAAGAGGGCUCAUACUGUAUAGCACAUUGUGUACAAAAGACAAAUGGUCAUUUUAUUGUCGUCCUCAUUCUUUGUGUUUUGUGAUAUAAGAUUUACUUUCGGUAUGUUACGUUCACUUAAAGAAAAAGUGCCGUGAAGAUGUUAAUCGAGUAAAGAAAUGUUUUGCCAGA